AAUACUCAAAUGAUGUGUUCAGUCGGUGGUCGCAGGUUUCUGUUUUUAACACGCCCACCGAACAUCUUCAGCACUGCGGACAGCAACCGCGAUCCAGGGCGGUGAUUGGCCAACGAGGUGGAAGAGGGCGGGUUCAGAACGUAAUGCGGCACUCCUAUUGGUUAAAAUCCGUAAGCGUAGUCACUGCUGUGUCUGGAUAUGCGGGGGAAUGUUGACUCGCACUCAGUGAAGAUUACAACACACUUUAUUACAAACAAUCUGAAGAACCGAGCGUCUCUGAUGACUCUAGUUGUUUGUGCUGGUGUUUGCUCAGGAGUGAAUGAGUGUUUAAGUGUGCACUAGAAAGCCAUGCUACUGUAGAGGCCCGGUGUGCAGAAGGUUCACAACUUUUAAGAACAGGUAGCAGUCAUUAUUUUCCCAAUGGCUGAAAAAAACUUUCCUCCUCUGCCGGGCUUUAUUCCUCUGAAUCCGUGCUUCCACCAGGACUUUGAGGAGAUUCCUGACCAGCACCGGACCAUGUGCAAGAGACUCUAUCACCUGUGGAUCUUGUACGGAGUGACGCUGCUGGUGAAUUUCUUGGGCUGUAUGGCGUGGAUGUUUGGAGGAGGAGGAGUGACUAACUUCGGGAUGUCCAUCCUCUGGGUUAUUCUCUUCACCCCCUGCUCUUACGUGUGCUGGUUCAGACCCAUUUACAACGCCUUCAAGACUGACAGCUCAUUCUACUUCAUGGCGUUCUUCUUUGUGUUCAUGGCACAACUUUUCAUUGCUAUAAUUCAGGCCGUUGGUAUACCAGGGUGGGGUGUUUGCGGCUGGUUGGGCACCAUCUCCUUCUUCGGCACGAGUGUCUUUGCCUCCAUCAUCAUGUUGAUCCCCACCCUCAUGUUCACCGCAGUCGCUGUCAUCUCAUUCCUCGUGCUCACAAAGGUUCAUAACUUCUACCGUGGCAGUGGCGGCAGCAUGAGUAAAGCGCAGGAGGAGUGGGUUUCUGGCUCCUGGAAGAACCCUCCGGUGCAGCAGGCGUCUCUGGGAGCGAUGCAGGAGCCGCAGACGCCACAGUACUCCACGCCCAACUACGACAACACCGUGUGAAACACAGCCAAAGCAUCGGUCAUCAACACCCGCUGACCGCCAAGUGAUGCGGAACGACCCGACUGAUGCUUGGGAUCUUUGGGUUUUUACUUGAAAUCUGUGUUUUUAUGCAUGCUUUUGUAUCUGUUUUAGCUUAUUUGCUCCCCGCUUAGGAACAUAUGUUCUGAGAACUUUCUGCUGACGUUCCCACUGAGUUAUGAAAACAUUAUUCUCUCAACAUUCAA
This is a messenger RNA of Cyprinus carpio (common carp), 1313 nucleotides long. Its product is annotated as secretory carrier-associated membrane protein 5-like. NCBI's taxonomy places the organism in Eukaryota, Metazoa, Chordata, Actinopteri, Cypriniformes, Cyprinidae. Gene Ontology annotation, cellular component: trans-Golgi network membrane; recycling endosome membrane. Gene Ontology annotation, biological process: protein transport. The record is from RefSeq and is a predicted model, not a curated record.